AUGGCAGAGCAAGUCGUAGGACCUUAUUCAAAGCCAUAUCAUAAACCAUGUUUGACCUGUGUUGUUUGCAACAAAAGACUCGAUUCAACACUUUUAUUGGAACAUGAUGGAGAGCCAUACUGUAAAAGUUGUCAUAAAACACAUCUUGGGCAAGGAAAAGGAGGAUUUGGGCUUUCUGUACCGCUACGCCCAGAAAAGCCAAUCGCUUUACAAGCUAGCCCAAAACCAUCCAAUGGAUACAAAAGUGAGGCAGCCAGGAGGGUAGAGGAAAGGUUAGCAGAAGAAAUGUCGGGGAUCAAUCUAUCAGCAAGGAGAGAUAAUCCUUCUCCAACAAUGAGAGAACCUACUUCACCCUCGACAUAUCAGCCACGCACGCAGAUCACAACGUUAUCCAAACCAACAACAGUCGCUCAAAUUGGAACUCCUCUUUGUGCAAGAUGUCAAAGACCAGUUUAUUUUGCCGAACAAAAACAAGCAGCAAGCCGAAAAUGGCAUCGUGCUUGUUUACGUUGUGAUGGUUGUUCGACUACUUUGGAAUCGGGUAAAUUGGAAGAAGGUCCUUUGAGCGCAACGUACGAGUUCCCAACGAAUGUUUGGUGUAGGACAUGUUAUGCCAAACGAUUCGGUCCAAAAGGAAUCGGAAACGCCGGGAUGUCUUUGCCAGAGAAUGCAAGGUAG
Messenger RNA from Meira miltonrushii, 678 nucleotides. RefSeq lists its product as uncharacterized. Gene Ontology annotation, cellular component: cytoplasm. Bases 1 to 678 code for a protein of 225 amino acids. Gene Ontology annotation, biological process: actin cytoskeleton organization. The record is from RefSeq and is a predicted model, not a curated record. Lineage: Eukaryota; Fungi; Basidiomycota; Exobasidiomycetes; Exobasidiales; Brachybasidiaceae. The transcript has 2 exons.